Alternaria arborescens is the source of this 411-nucleotide messenger RNA. RefSeq lists its product as hypothetical. Gene Ontology annotation, cellular component: cytosol. The record is from RefSeq and is a predicted model, not a curated record. Gene Ontology annotation, molecular function: deaminase activity. NCBI's taxonomy places the organism in Eukaryota, Fungi, Ascomycota, Dothideomycetes, Pleosporales, Pleosporaceae. The transcript has a single exon. The coding region runs from base 1 to 411 and encodes 136 amino acids.
AUGUCCUCCCUGACUUACACCAACCCUCCCGGCGCCUCCCAAAAAUUCUCAGACGAAAGCCACUUCUCCAUGGCCGUCGCCCUGCCGAACGGUAUCAUUAAAUGUUCGGGCCAGGGCGGCUGGGACCCCACCACCGGCGCCCUCGAUGCCAACAACAGCGACGAGCAAAUAGCCAUCGCAAUGAAGAACGUCGACCUAGUGUUGAAAGCCGCGGGACUACGUGGCUGGGAAGAUGUGUACCAUUUGAGGAGCUACCACACUGAUAUUCGAUCAAGUUGGGAUCCGCUAGUCAAGGCACUCAAGGAGAGGAUCCCGGGGCAUCGGCCAUGUUGGACGGCGGUUGCGGUGCCGCAUUUGGCAUUUCCGCAGAUGCUCAUUGAGUUGGAGGUCGAGGCUAUCAAGCAGGGAUAG